Chlorella variabilis is the source of this 531-nucleotide messenger RNA. RefSeq lists its product as hypothetical. Gene Ontology annotation, molecular function: protein binding. The annotation marks the transcript as partial. Lineage: Eukaryota; Viridiplantae; Chlorophyta; Trebouxiophyceae; Chlorellales; Chlorellaceae. The record is from RefSeq and is a predicted model, not a curated record. The transcript is spliced from 2 exons.
CUCUAUUUGGCUGCGAUGGGGGGGAGCUCCAGUGUGGUGGCCCGGCUGCUGCGAGCCGGCGCCCCUGUGGAUGCUCGUGUGCAGAGGCAAGGCCAUGCUCUCAGUGCGGCAGCCCAGAUGGGGCACACCCGUGAUGUUGAGCAGCUGCUGGCGGCCGGCGCAGACGUGGCUGCGGCGAACGAGGCCGGCCAGGCAGCCCUCCACUCGGCGGCCGUGUUUGGCCACUGCAGCGUGCUGCGGCUGCUGCUGGGGGCGGGCGCCGGCGUCAACCAGCAGGACGCGUACCAGCAGAGCCCCCUCUCUGCCCCGCUGCACCUGGCGGCGCAGUACGGCCACACAGGCAUGUGCAGGCUGCUGCUGGCAGCCGGCGCCGACGUCAACGCGAUCAGCUUCCAAGGCGCGUGGCCCCUGCACUGCGCCGCCAGCCACCUGGACACAGCCCUGCUGCUCAUCCGGCUGGGGGCCGGCACCGACUCCAAGCUCUUUGCAGACACUCUCGGGCGCGGGCCUCUGGAGGCCGCCGCCGCCGGC